Molecule: messenger RNA, 1023 nt
Organism: Amphiprion ocellaris (clown anemonefish)
Lineage: Eukaryota; Metazoa; Chordata; Actinopteri; Pomacentridae
Gene: polr2f
Product: RNA polymerase II, I and III subunit F
Exons: 5
Coding region: 139-522 (127 amino acids)
Biological process (GO): DNA-templated transcription
Cellular component (GO): RNA polymerase I complex; nucleus; RNA polymerase III complex
Molecular function (GO): DNA binding; DNA-directed RNA polymerase activity
Source: RefSeq, a predicted model, not a curated record
UAUUUUCAAGCGCACUCAGCCGCCGGAAGUUUAACGGUCACCGCGUUCAUGUGGGUCCAUGUUGACAACAAAAAGUGGAGCCGAAAACAUUGAAGUGUAAAGAUUCAGAGGGGAAAUAUACAGACUUCAGAAUAGAAAAUGUCCGACAACGAGGACAACUUCGAUGAUGGAGACUUUGAUGAUGCGGAGGAGGACGAGGGAUUAGAUGAUCUGGAAAACGUGGAAGAUGAAGACCAGGAGAAUGUGCAGAUCCUCCCAGCAGGAGAAGGUCAGCAGGCAAACCAGAAGAGGAUCACGACACCAUACAUGACUAAAUACGAGAGAGCCAGAGUGCUGGGGACUCGAGCUCUGCAGAUAGCCAUGUGCGCUCCUGUUAUGGUGGAGCUGGAGGGAGAAACGGACCCUUUGCAAAUAGCUAUGAAAGAACUGAAGAGCAGAAAGAUCCCUAUCAUCAUCCGCAGAUACCUUCCUGACGGCAGUUAUGAGGACUGGGGCUGCGAUGAGCUCAUCAUAACCGAUUAAACAACUUAUCCACUGAUAAAACAACGUGUGGUGGUUCACAGCCACCAUUGUACCAGGUCUGUCUGCUACACAAACCCAGGAGAGCCCCCAGAGCGCAGCGUUCAUCACCUCCAUGUUCACAAAUAGAUUUGAUCCAAAUAUAUUUUAAGACGUUACUUGAGAUGUCGCACACAGACCACACAAAGACUCAUGAAAAUAAAACACUGUAUUACUUACAGGUUCAUAAUCCUGUGAACUGACUUAUCUUCUAAUUAUUAGUAAUGAUUAUGUUGUCUGUGCAUUCCAUGCAACUCAAGUCAAAUUUGUGAGUUAGAAACUACUUUGCUCAUCCUUUUUAGCAGCUGCAUUACAACUAAUAGCCACCAGGGGGAAAUGUAACUUUAGUUUGUUUUACAAAAUAAUCCCAUGUUGUAAGUUUUCCAUUUGUUGUUUUUGAUGAAAAGUAAUUAGUGUAAAGUAACAGUUUUAUUGUUAUAAAUAAACUCUUUUGUAUAAAUUGCA